UUCCCCAUCACAAACUCGUGAGAAACCAACGACUGAACCACAAGGCAACCACCAAACAGACAAACAGUUUUAGCACAAGCAGGAAAGCAACCGGUAAAGCACCAGGAAAGCAACCAUGGGAUCACAGAGCUCAAAGACCGUCCAAACACCAAGAAAGAACCACAGCCAACCAAGCCAACAGCAAGACACCAGGCAACGCAAGGCUAAUCAGCACACUUCGGCUUCCGAGCCCCGCAAAAUGACAAAACCAAUUGCUCCUGUCGUGGCGCAAGCAAAGGAAAUCUUUCCUGCGGAGGCCAUCGAGGUGACGCAUCAGCAAGCAAAGGAUCCCAUCGUGGAGGCGGUCCUCUGCAAGAAUGAAGAGAAAGCAGCACUGUCGGUUUUGGCCGUGCCUGUACCAUCGAAACUCAAACGUUUCCGUGUCAAUGUCCCUCAAAGCAUGGAACCUGGAGAGACCAUGACGAUCAAGCUCAACGGUGUCUUGACGAGAAUCCUGAUCACAACACCCACAACAAAAAUCCAGAGACAAGAUACAAAGAAGAACGUCAAGGGCAUUGUCCGCCACAAGCAGUCCUCACAAGCAACGGCUUCCACUACCACGACCGAAUCUACGCUAUCUUCCUCUUCAACGCCUCCCUCAGAAAAACCACCCGUGGAAAAAAUGUUGGGCUGCGCUACUGAUACGGUCGUUGCGUCCACCGAGGCCAAAGUACCCGACGGGAAGAAGCUUGUCCGCGCGGGAGCAGUGAUUGCCAUCCACGCGGAGUUUCAGGAGAACAAUAAGCAGCUGAAGGAAUCCAUGGUGGACCAAGUCAUGAAAGAAAUCAUUCAAGAGACUGUCAACAAUGGAUGCAAUUCUAUAUUGGGAAUGACUGUAUCCAUCAAGCCACUCAAGGAGAAAUCAGGCUAUCUAGUAAAGGCCUGCGGGACACCUUGCUCGCUUUUGCCGGCUCAAGUCCUUCUGGAGCGAUCCUCUUCCAAAGCCUCUAGCUCCGUUGGCCCCCGAAAGACUGCAUCGUCAUCACCAUCACCAGAAAAGCCACUAGUGCGACGACAAUUAACCAUACGAAAAGAUUGAAUGUUCACGCGGCCACUCUCCCUUCCUUCCUCAACCAGACCUCCUCUUUUCAUCAUCCUCUAGCCCCCGGAGCCAAAGUAAUCCGCUUCUUGGGUUGACUGCUCGCAGGUAUCAACCGCUAUUACCUCCUAUAGAGUUCCGUACAAGCCAUAUCAUUGCAUAAGAUACAAGCCAUAUCAUUCCAUAAGAUUCACCGUAACAGCUAAGUUAAAGCAAGAAGACAUUAUUUCUAC
Seminavis robusta is the source of this 1311-nucleotide messenger RNA. Lineage: Eukaryota; Bacillariophyta; Bacillariophyceae; Naviculales; Naviculaceae. The record is from the annotation of a GenBank genome assembly.